Molecule: messenger RNA, 12933 nt
Organism: Bombus pascuorum
Lineage: Eukaryota; Metazoa; Arthropoda; Insecta; Hymenoptera; Apidae
Gene: LUBEL
Product: E3 ubiquitin-protein ligase lubel
Exons: 21
Coding region: 148-12798 (4216 amino acids)
Biological process (GO): protein linear polyubiquitination
Cellular component (GO): LUBAC complex
Molecular function (GO): zinc ion binding; K63-linked polyubiquitin modification-dependent protein binding; K48-linked polyubiquitin modification-dependent protein binding
Source: RefSeq, a predicted model, not a curated record
AGCCAACGUUACGGAAAUAGAUUUCGGCUGGUGGCGAUGCAACAGCUUCUUGUAGACGACGAGCAGUGCCGAACGGUCGGAAGCAGCCAGUACCGUGACGACCAGUUCCCGAGGAAAACCGGAGAAAUCGCCUCCGCGAGGUCCCACAUGAAUAACCCGGGAGCUGAAAAAUGGCGCCCGAUGGCCAUCUCGAACCCAUCGACCCGGUUGCGCAUGGCAAGGUCCAUGCCCCACUGGGUACUGGCGCAACAGCAGAAGGAUGCGGAGCAGAAGCAGCAACGCCAACCACCGACCCCACCGAAAGUCCCACCGCCAUCGCUCUCCGGAGACUGUGGUGACCCAGACUACGAGAUCAUCGAAUUUCCGACCCGACCGCAAGCACAGAAGUCCUCGACACCGGGCACGACGUACAAAUGCGCCCUAUGUGGCACCGAGAACGUCUUCGCUCGUUGCGAUAUUUGCAAUGGGAAUUAUUGCGAAGCCUGCGAUGACAUGAACCACAAGCACCCAAAAAGAAAAAAUCACGUACGAAGAAGAAUCUUAACCGAUCUAGCGACGAGAACGCGACCACCUCUACCGCCAAAAGGGGAAAAUGUAUCGUCUCCGCCACCAAUCCCACCGCCAAGAAGAAAUCGCAAAAGCGCUCAGGCUAAAUCGACGCAAAACCAGGGAUCUACGAAUCUCUCCUUGAUCGAAAGAGUCGACAGCUCGAAGCGAGCUCUUCCUAACACCACCAGGCCACUGUCAGCCACCCUUGACACGAAAACAGUGUCGAAAUCCAUGCAGUCUGUAAAUACUAUCACCAACGAUGGAACCGGAUCAGGAUCAGGGACUGACAAAAUGUCUACGCUGCAGGAAAGGUACAGGAAAUAUCAGGAAGCAAUGAGAGCGCAGGAUGCUAACAGAAGGAGGCAUCCUCCCUCUGAUAUCUCGAGAGAUACAUUGAAUACAAGGCCACUGAGCGUAGGCAGCCCGAAACUUACGCCUCCGGUACCACCGCCGCCGCCACCUAGAUCUAUGAUGCAAUCAGCCAGUGUUUGCGAUUUAUCGUCGCCACACAUGUGGAGUCCAGGAAUGCAUCAGGCUCAAUCAAUGGCGCAUCUAGGUCCUGGAGGUAUUCCAAUAAUGUGGUACCCACCGAAUCCACCAUGGGACAUGACCAUGGGUGGUUCCACGAUGAGUCUAAAUCAUCCAACAAUGUGGGGUUAUCCCAUGGGAUUCCCUCCGUCACAAAUGCUUCCACCACACUAUCCGGGUUCUAUAUCAAGAUCACAUAGCCCAGCAAGGAGCGUGAAAUCCAGCAGAAGAUCGAGAGCAGUCUCGCCAUCACCAAGUCUGAAAUCUAGGAAAUCAUUAGCUAGCAGAUCACGAUCGAGAAGAUCGCAGGGAUCACCGUCUGACGCUAGUUCUGAAGACUCUGGUGAAUCAGAUUUCGACGACAGGCUCUCUAAAAGUUCUAGGGGCACCAGACGUGGAAGUGUGUCUCGGAGUACGAGGCAAAGAAGCUACCACGAAGAUGAUGGGUCUAGAAAUUUGUUAAAUAGAAAUCGUCGCGAACGACUAAUGUCAGAAGAAAGAAUGACCAGUACAGAGGAUCAAUGGUCCGAGAGUCACUCUAUCAAACGAUAUUCAACAUCACCAAAGAACCAUGACGAAUUUCAAAAGAACACUCUAAAUUCACGACGACGAUACGACCAAGACGAACGCAGGCUCUCCAGGCUGGAUUCGCGAUUAGAUCGCGUUCAAAACGGCAGCUAUCGUCAUAGACGAAGCACCGACGAUGACUCUUCAGACAGAAAGUCCACGCUACAAACACGCUCUAGAGUAACCAGUUCCUCUGACGAUCAUUUCGACAGAUCAGAGAUGGUUCCUCGACGAAGGGACGACGAGAUGAUUCCAAGAAGAGCUUCCUCUGUGAGAAGAGAAGUAAGUUUGGACGAUCUCGAAAGAGCCUCUCGUAGAGACUCUCGAAGGUCCUCUAUAGACAGUGACACACAAAUUACCAGAAGAACUCCUUCCAGAGAAGCCUCUAGAAGAAUCCAAGAAGUAGAAAGAAUUGAUAAUUCACGAUCUAAUAGGGAUGAAGACGAUGUACCACGAUGUGCUACGAAGAAUCUACGAAGUCGUGAAGCUUCUCGUGAAAGAGAAAGUGUCUCAAGAAGAGAGUCUACGUUGAGAAAAGAAAUGGAAGAAGCAGAGAGAAUUUCUGUUAGAAGAAUGUCAUCCCAUGAUUCUGAUAGUCAGAGCAUUAGAAAAACUCCAUCUCGUGAAUCAGUUUCUAGGAAGAUACGUGAAAAUGAGGAUCGUGACGUGACGCGAUCUGUGAAUAAGAAUCAAGAAGAGGCUCGGCGAUAUAUCGAGACAGAAAAUCGAGAAGUUAGACGAUUUAUUGAAGAAGAGAAAAGAAGAGAAGGAGCUUUAGUAAAGAAGAUGGAAAAUGAAAGAAGUAAACAUUUAGAAAGAUCACCAUCGGUAGGCAAAGAAGAGAAGCAUGGAUCAACGAGUGUGGAUCAACGUAACAAGUCACCGAAAAAUGUGAAACUGAGAGAGGAAACGAGUACCACGAUGGAAAUUCCUAAAGAGGAAUGGGCAUGCGAGCAUUGUACUUUCAUAAACGAUUUAAAGGAUCGUGUCUGCGUAGUUUGUUGCAAAACGAGGAGCAGCGCGUUACCACCAAGUAGCGAAGAAAAUCAAGAAGAUGUUCAAAGUGGUUUAAGUGAGAUUCCUAAAAAUGAAUUAGCGACUACGUCCAGCAACAUUAGCAACCCUAGUCCUGAUCUGGAAAAGAAGACCAGCCUGUUAAAGAUUUCAAACAGCGAAGAGAGCGGGGAUAGUGGUUCCACAAAGAACAAAGAUUCCGUGACGCACGAAGAUUCUCCUGCGAUGGUUCCAGAGAAAUCAAUCGUUGAAUCUUCGUCAGUGAUAGGAAACGAGCCUACAUUGAUAGCAAACGAUAUAUCAGUGACAACCAAGAGCACCGAUGCUCCAAGCAAUAUCGCUUCUUCGAAAAUAAAUGAGGAAGAGCCAAUGAAACGACCAAUACUCGGGAAAAUUCCAAAAAGCCAUUCAGUUUCCACCGGAACCUCUCCUCCUCCUCAGAACAUUUCCACUCAAACGUACGACUAUCCUCCAACAAGAAGUAGCGCUGGAUUCGUAAGAGCUGCAUCCACCUCAAAGGGAUUAUUAUAUUAUGAAGACAGCGACGCGGAGGAUGCCGAGCGUCUGUUUCAGGAACAAACUAGAUUCGCCAAUAGUCCAGAUCUGUAUCCGCGAACGAUUCAGGAGCAGUAUCUUCAGCAAUUGAUCAGCGGUCCCAGCAGAGAUCGUACACGAAGAAAUUCCAUCGACUCCACCCACCUUUAUUACCGUUCCAGGGAAUCGAGUCAACCAAGAUUCUUCGAACCUGGCCCAAGUUCACAGGGAAUUUCAACGUUGACACGACAAGGUUUGGAGAUCGUGGAGCUUCUAAGGGAAGCCGAGAAACACGGCUAUUCCACGGAUGAUGUUCAGGUGGCCUUGUCACAGGGUGCAAGUAACCCGAUCGACUGGCUAAAGACGCAGUGGCCCCAUUUGGUGGAAACUGUACAAGUUUUAGUUACUACUCAGGGAAAAGAACUGAAGGAGAACAAUAUCGGGGUGCUUUCCGCCAUCGAGGCGAAAGAGGCCUUGAGAGCUACAAAGGGAGACGUUUGGAACGCUGUCACCAUGGCUGUUCAACGUAGACAGCUAAAAUGCGAGGAAAUUAUGAAGAAAGGCAACUUCGCAAUGGCGGAAGUGGUGAAAUCAUUGGAAAAUAAUUCUGGUGCCGAGGACGCGGCCUUGUUCGAGCUGCAAAAGAAUCAGCUCAAGCCGUUCUUGAUGAGAAUCUGGGGUCCUCCGGUUGGGGUGGAAAACGAUGAGGCUGCACCGCGGGAAGAUACAGCAGGUGCGGUCGGUGGUGGAACGGGUGGUUCCGAACAGGUUACCAACGUGUCGGACGCUGAAGCCAGGAAGCAGGUAAUGUCACCAAUCGUAGAAAAUUUCGUCGCGUUGCAGGCCGACUUUCAAAAGCAACUGGCAGCCCUCAGACAACUGACCGAUAACUGGCAACAUGACAAAGACCCCCUGAAUACGUUCGGUAAUAAGCCUGAUAAUCUGUAUCAAGUUAACACUGACGAUCGAAUCGUUCUAAUCGAUAAAAAUCUGGUCCCAAGGGCCGUACAAGACCUCGAUGUAGCCAGCACUCUUAAAACACUGGAGAACGAGGAACCAAAACUAACCAAUCAAGACGAUACUAAAUUAAUAAGAAUUAACAAGACUGAUACGUCCAUUAUAACUGAAAAACAAGACCAAAAUAACAAUUCCACUAUAAAGGCGAUUGAAGAACAAGUUCAGAAUCUAUCAGAAAAUUUAUUAAACCAGAAUCAGAUCAACGUUGAAAAAAAAUUAACGAUAGAAAAAAUUUCACAUACGAAAGAAAAUGAAAAAAUUCGAUCGGAUGAGUUGCAAAAAGAAAAUAUCGAUGUAACUAAACCCACAUUACCUGAGGAUAUUGAUCCAGCUGCUGUACCUAAGGACAACGACCGAAACAUCAGUAUUUCGAUAAAUUUAAUUGAGAAAGACAUCCCUAAUCAAUCAGAAAAUUUGUUAAAGGAGAGUCCGAGCGAACAAAAGAUAAAAGGGAUCUCAGUUCCUGAUACAAAAGAAGGUAGAAGUGUAGAUGAAGAAGUUAGUGUCUCGUCUUCCAGUGUAGUAGAAGAAUCAUCGUAUAAAGCAGAAGCCGAAACGAGCGAUGUAACCAGGUCGAAAAAGAAUGUAAAGCAAACUGUGGGGAUGAGUUUGAAAGUAGCUGAGGUAAAGGGCGAAGAAGCUGGUUCACGCGUAAAAGAAAGCGAAACGACGUCUCAAAAGAUUUCAGACGCCGGUCAAAGCAGCCAAGGAAUAGAUACAGCUUCUUCGUCGCGUUUGGAGAAAAACGAAUCGCCAUCCCAAAAUCCUUCUGAUCCUCAUCAAAGAGCUGUGCAAGUAGAUAAAGGCUCUCCUUCAGUGGAGAAUGUCCCUUUGCGAUCUAACGUAUCGGAUCAAGGUUUACCCGAAAGUGUAUCGAAGACGUCCGAAUCGGCUCGAGGUUCUUCGCAAACUGGAAUCGAACGAGCCGACUUAAUAAACCAAAUGUUGGAACAAGGCGAAGAGUCCCUUCAAAAGGCAACAACUUCUACAGAAUUAAUUAAGAGUCUUAAAAAUUCCAGCGAAAACGGAGACGCGGGGAUUUCAGGGAAUAUCGACGUAACGAGUAAAGAAACGACGGGAUCAUUGGAUAAAUUAAGGCCUAUAAAGGAAGAUACGAAAGUAGAAUCGGGCAACGUUAUCGAACAAGCGCAAUCACCGAUAAUUACGGCUGAGAAUGGCUCGACAGAUCAAAGUUCUGAAAACGUCUCGCCGGAAGCUCGUCCAGAAGGCAACGAGACGCAAGUAGCCACCGUGGAGGCACUGUUAUCUGCCGUGAAAUCGCUGCCAGAGCAAUUACUGGGCCCUUUCAUAUCGGCAAUGCAAAUGUUGUCGUCGAAGAAAUCGAGCAACGAGACCGAUCGAGCGAACGUUCUCGAAGUUGUAACAGAAGAUCAGAAUUCCACGUCUUUUCAAGCUUCCAGCGAAACUGGGUCUGACAAGAAUGAAAAUGUACCUCUGGGAAGCGUCGAAAAUGCAGAGGAGCUUGUAUCAGGUGUAGCCGAAACUGUAACAACCGAAACGACCGCGACUGACAUCGAAAAGCUACAUGAUCUCGAAACGGUACGUAAAAACGAAAAAAGCGAUAAUAUUUCGCAUACUAGCGUAGGAGGAGCGACAAUGGAGGUAAAAUUUAACGGGAAUCGGGUCCCAGGAGACACGAUAACACUGUUGCAGAGCGGAGAGAAACCUGAAACAACGAUAACUAAAGUAAGUUCGCCAGAAGCCGCGAAUAAUAUUAACAGCGAUGAAAAGCUAGACAAGGUACCUAAAUCUGAGCAGUUAUCACGUCCAGUACACGAAAUCACCAGUGAUAGUUCAAAGGUAUCGUCGGUAGAAGUCGAUUCAUCCCAUCGUUAUCAUCUCGACGCGAAUGCGGAAAUUCAUACGUGGAACGAUCUACCUAUUCAUGAACGAUCAUCGUCAAAGGAAGCUGGCAACUCUUCCGUGACCGGCAUCAAAGAUCCUCGACCUAACAAUGCAUCUUUGAACAGCGAAUCACUCACAAGCGAUAGCUCGAUGAGACACAACGGGACCAUUGGCGCACAAUCAUUAUCGGACAAGAUAUCAUCCUCGGUUGUAUGUGACUCGGGAACGUGUGAAUCAUCCGACAUGCAAACGUCUAUCAUCGAGACUCGACCUAGCGAUGAUAACCGUGUGAAAUUAAUUGAUGGCAGUUUGACGACUGACAAUAGAAGAUCUGAGGAUGUUAUGUCUAAUCAUAUAUCGCAUGAUAAUAAUCAUACUAAUUCGGUCGUGACCCAGGUAGCAGCAUCUUCUCAGUUAGUUAACUUUGAAAAUAAUUCUGUAGAUUACAAAGUUUCCGAAAAUUCUAAAAUUGAAUCGCAGAAAAUUUCUGAGGAUAAUCUUGUUAGAAACUCUGAGUGUAAAAUUUUGGAAGAUUCGAAAAUUGCUCGAAAUGAAUUUUCUAAGGAAAGUGAAGUUGCUAUUCGAGAUUCUUCAAAAGAUUCUGAAAUAGCUCAGGAAAUUUCUGCAGAUCCUAAGAGUGUUGUAACUUCCAAAGAUUCCAAGAUCGAUGAAAUUCCUAGUGAUCCCAAAUCUUCUGAAAUUUCGAUGGAUUCUGGUAUCGUUACACAUGAUGUAUCGGAAAAUAGAACCUUUACUCAAGAAAUUUCUGAAAAUUCUAAAAACAUUAUACCUAAUACUCCGAAAAGUCCUGCAUCUAUAAUCUUUGAAGUUUUAAAGGGUUUUAUAUCUACUUCAAAUGAAGUAUCUAAUGAUCCCAAAAUUCUUAUUCAAGAAGCUUCUUCGGAUUUGAAAACUGGUCUUCACGUAGCUUCUUCAGACUUGAAAAAAAUACCUAAUGAUUCCAAAAUUACCAUUCACGAAAUUCCAAAAAGUCCUACAUCUAGCUCAGAUGAAACAUCUAUUGAAUCUAAAAUUCUUAUUCAAGAAUCUUCGAAAAACCUGAAAAUUGUUGACGAAACUUCUUCAAGCUCUAAUAUUAUUGUCCAUGAAGUUUUAAAAGAUUCUAAACCUAGUUCACACGAAAUGUCUACUGAUUCCAAGAUACUUAUCCAAAAAGCUUCGAAAGAUUUGGAAGCAGUUGUUGAGGAAGCAUCCUCAGAUCCCAACAUUGCUAACUAUGAAAUUUCAGAAGAUUCUAAAUCUAAUUCAAAGGAAAUAUCCAAUAACUCCAAAACACUUACCCAGGAAGCUUCGAAAGAUUUGGAUGCAGUCGUUGAGAAAGCAUCCUCAGAUCCCAACAUUGCUAACCAUAAAUUUUCAGAAGAUUCUAAAUCUAGUCCAAAGGAAAUAUCCAAUAACUCCAAAACACUUACCCAGGAAGCUUCGAAAGAUUUGGAUGCAGUCGUUGAGAAAGCAUCCUCAGAUCCCAACAUUGCUAACCAUGAAUUUUCAGAAGAUUCUAAAUCUAAUUCAAAGGAAAUAUCUAAUAACUCCAAAAUACUUAGCCAAAAAGCAUUGAAAGAUACAAAAGCUGUUAUUGAAGAAACAUCUUCAGAUCCCAAAAUUGCUAACCAUGAAAUUUCAGAAGAUUCCAAAUCUAGUUCAAAAGAAAUAUCCAAUAAUUCCAAAAUACUUAGCCAAAAAGCUCCGGAAGAUUUGGAAACAGUUGUUGAGAAAGCAUCCUCAGAUCCCAACAGUGCUAACCAUAAAGUUUCAGAAGAUUCUAAAUCUAAUUCAAAGGAAAUAUCCAAUAGCUCCAAAACACUUAUCCAGGAAGCUUCGAAAGAUUUGGAUGCAGUCGUUGAGAAAGCAUCCUCAGAUCCCAACAUUGCUAACCAUGAAGUUUCAGAAGAUUCCAAAUCUAGUUCAAAGGAAAUAUCCAAUAAUUCCAAAAUACUUAGCCAAAAAGCUCCGGAAGAUUUGGAAACAGUUGUUGAGAAAGCAUCCUCAGAUCCCAACAGUGCUAACCAUGAAGUUUCAGAAGAUUCUAAAUCUAAUUCAAAGGAAAUAUCCAAUAACUCCAAAACAUUUAUCCAGGAAGCUUCGAAAGAUUUGGAUGCAGUCGUUGAGAAAGCAUCCUCAGAUCCCAACAUUGCUAACCAUGAAUUUUCAGAAGAUUCUAAAUCUAGUCCAAAGGAAAUUUCUAAUGAUUCCAACAUUUCUAUUCAAGAAGCGUCGAAAGAUUUAAAAACUGUUGACGAGAUUUCUCAAAAUUUUAAUGUUGGUAUCCACGAAAUUUCGGAGGAUUUCGAAGAUAUUCCACGCGAUGUUCCCAAACGGCCAUACACUAAUACUCCCAAAUCAACCCAAGAAUCCGAAAUUCAAGAAAUUCCUAACAAACCAACAACAAUCGUACACGAAACUUUGAAAGCACUUUUGCAUGUGUCUGAAAAAGUAGAGCAGUCUAUCUCUGUAGCAUGUCACAUUCCCCAGAGCAACGACAAAAUCGAUACUUCGCCAAUAACUUCAGCAAGUAAGUCUGUCGACUCUAAAGAAAUUCGCGAGCAAAUUAAUAUUCAUUUAAAACCUGUCAAAGACGAUCAUCCUCUAUCGAUAUCUCCUACAAAAAUUAACGAUAUAACAAAAGACUCUUUGAUAGAGAUAAAAAAAGAUUCUUCGACGAUCGUGGAACGAAAUAAUUCAAACAAAUCGAUGGAAACAAUCGAUGCGAACAACGAGUCAGAAAUAGAAAAGAACGACCAAGAGAUAUUUUCUGACUCUAUUUCGAACAAGGUCGAGGCAAAUACAACUUGCGAAGCAAUAGCGAAUAUCGAACCGGCAAUAGUAACUAUCUCGAGUGACCCUCGUAUUUCCGGUUCCUCGUUGACCUCGCAUUCUUUGGACACCGAAUCUGCCGUUAACAAGCUAAAUUCUACGGAUACUAACAACAUUCCUAAGAACCUCGUUGUUCCUAAUAACGAUAUGUCGUAUAAUGCAUCGAACUCGAACGAAGAAAGUCAAGUUGUCGAGCUAAAUCUGACCGAUACGAAUCUCGAAACUUACGUCGUUCCUAACGUGCUUGGAAACGUUAACGAAUUUUCCAGUUCGAUUCCCUGCAACGAUGAAAGUAUCACGAAGGAUUCGAACAAUAACGCGUCCCAUUUAUAUCCGCUAAGCUCGAGUGAAAUCGAAGGGAAUGAAAGGGAAGAAAAUAAGAAAGAAGAUGCUGCAUUAUUUAUUAAAGAUUCUGUAAAUAUAUUAAAAUUCGAAUUAAGCGUUAAUUCCAAUAAUAAAAAUCCAGAGACAGAGUGUUCGAUCAUCGAUAAUAUUAACGAUGUUCCUCCAGGAGUACCUGAAACUAUAGAGAUUAAAAUCAUGGAAUCUCCCAUGUUAGCGGUGAACGAUUGUGCGCCAAUAAAGGUUCUAGAAAGUCCAUCAGAGAACGAAGUAAAACCGAUUGAGACGGCGAAAUUGCAAACAGAAAGCGCGACCGAAGCACGCAAGAUCGUGACGAUUUCGGGAGAAAGCGCGGUAGACGUUGAAAAUAAUGAAGUAGAUGCAAAUGAAGUUGAUAAGACGGUUACCUCGAGAGUUGCAGUCAAGGAGAGAUCCAAAUCUCCUGCCAAAAAGGUCGGCAGAAGGAGGUCUCCCGUGAAAGUCGUUAAAAAAUCUACCGGCAUACCGAGAAGGAAUUUUGGAAAAGUUAGCCCGAGAGGCGCGACGAUUGCAAAGGCGAAAGAUGCCGCGGCUGAAAUAACUCGAAGAUCGACUUUGUCGAACCAAAGGAGAAGUCCAGGAAAAACAAUCGCGAAAGUCGUUAAGAUCGUUUCAUCGAACAGUUCGAUAAAUAAAACAAAAUCAGCAACUAAUACUAGGCAGAAGCAAGUUUCAAAAGGUUCCAAAUCGACGGAGAAGAAAGUAAUUCCGGAAAGGAAGUCGACAAUCUUGAGUACGUUGUCCAAAGGUUGUGAACAAAUUAAAAAAUCAAUCAUGAAUGCACAGACUAACGAUAAAAAUAGUGGAAUGACGGCUAAAAAGUCUUCGAAAGGGAACAGCGCGUUAAAACAUUCUUUCCUUUCAAGGAUUCCCGUGUUCACAGCGAGACGUCGACUUCCACAAGUACAAGAGACUCCAAAAAGUUCUCAGCAAUCUUCGAAAGCGGCAUCCGGUGACGAGUUAACUAACACCUCGGCGAAACCAUCGAUUACCCAACAAACAGCAAGGAAAAGUAGUUCAUCCGGAAGUGAUUCGAAGAUCAGAGCAGAGCGAAAAAUUGAGCCGGAUAAAGUCGGAAAUUUAAAUGACAAAAAGACGGUAAUCGUAAAAACUGCAAUCACUCGGACGAAGACUUGCGAAAGGAGCGAAAAAACGAAGUCAGCGAUGGCAUCAGGGAAAAAUGACGAGGAAAUAGACGUGACUGGGUCCAACGAAGAUCAAACGAUAUCUAAGAAAUUGGAUUUAAAUGAUACCACUUCCAGCGAAGAAUACGAGCUGGAAGAAGUUUCUGAUAAUGACUCUUCCACUUCCGACUUCGAGAGCGCAACGGAAUCUGAAAUAUCAGAAACGGGGAAGCAGCUUUCCGAUCGCACGUCAGACAGCAUCGAAGAGCUAACCGAUGCUGAAAUCAUGCUACAGGAAACAAUCAACGCGAUAAAAGCAAAAAUAUCCGACUCUGAAUUCGAAGAUUCUGAAAAUGAAUACGUAACUGAUAAUGACAGUCAAGAAGAUUCUGAUUCCAGUGAAACUCACGUGAACGUGAAAGACUCUUCUUUCGAAGAGGAAGAAGAAGAAGAAGAAGAAGAAAUAAAAGAAAUGGAACAAAUAGAUAAUAAAGAGCUAAACUAUAUUUCGUCUGAGGAGGACGAAACUUUGAGAGCUGAUAGCAUUGACGUAAAGGACCAACGAAAGCAAAUGACAAAUUCAGACAACAAUACCAAAGAAACAUUAAAAAAUACCACUUCUAAAACUCAUUCCAUUAAAAAACCAAAAGAACAGUUAAUACCACUAAAGAACAGUACAGACGCAAUUAAAGAUAAGCCUGGUAAACUAAAGGGGAAACUUGAGAUGAACGAUAACUCUAGUAAAAACGGGCAGAAUAAGACAGAUCCUAAGACUGAGGUAGCGAAAGCGAGACGUACGAGCGACAAGCGAGUGAAAGCGAGUCGUAGAGCGAGCACAGGCUGUGAUAGAGGGGUAGAUCAGGGAGGAACAUCGAAGAAACGAUUCUCCUUGGUGGCCAGUUGUAUCCGUCGGUUCGAGGGCGAAGAAAAUACAGAACGGGAAUACGUGGAAAGUAGAAGCGGCAACUUGAAGACAGGGGGAUCUCCCAAAACGGAGAGGGAGAGAAUUGCUCGACGCCUCUUAGCGGAAGGAAAAGCGUCGAACUACGAUGAGGCGGAAGUGGCCGCCAGUUUGCUGGCCUUGAAGUUUGGAGACGUCGAGGCUCUUCAUGCGGCUAAAGAGUGUUCCAGCGUAGAAUCGGCAUUGGCUUUCUUGCAACAAGAAUGCGAACUUUGUACAGGUCGCUUUGCGAUGAGUCAGAUAGUGUCCAUGCUGAAAUGCGUGCACCGUUGUUGCAACGAGUGCGCGAAGAACUACUUCACUAUCCAAAUCAGCGACAGAAAUAUCACGGACGCAGUUUGUCCAUUUUGUAAGGAGCCAAAUCUAAAAGACGCCAACGAAGACGAGGUGUUAGAAUAUUUCAGUAACCUGGACAUACAAUUGAAAACACUUCUAGAUCCUCCGAUUCAUGAACUCUUCCAAAGAAAGCUGAGAGACAGAACAUUAAUGCAAGAUCCGAACUUUAAGUGGUGCAUUCAGUGUUCAAGCGGAUUUUACGCCGAUCCGGAUCAGAAGAGAUUAAUAUGUCCCGAUUGUCGAUCAGUCACGUGUGCAUUGUGUCGAAGACCGUGGGAGAAACAGCACGAAGGAAUUACGUGCGAGCAAUUUGCUGCUUGGAAAGACGAGAAUGACCCGGAUAAUCAAGCCGCUGGCUUAGCCAAGCACCUCGCGGAUAAUGGGAUAGAUUGUCCUAAAUGCAAAUUUCGCUACUCCUUGUCUAGGGGAGGUUGUAUGCAUUUCACAUGUAGCCAGUGCAAGUAUGAAUUCUGCUGCGGUUGCGGAAAGGCAUUCAUGAUGGGAGCAAAAUGCUCGGUCAGUCAGUAUUGCGCGAAACUGGGCCUUCAUGCUCACCAUCCACGAAACUGUCUGUUCUAUCUUCGAGAUAAGGAGCCUAUGCAGUUGCAACAGCUGUUAAGAGAUAAUGGAAUCGAGUACGACACGGAGGGUCCGGCUGGCGAGCGCAAGUGCAAAGUGCAAUUGCAGAAAGAAACUCCCACCGGUGUUGUAGAUGCGGUAUGCAAUUCAGAUGUCGUUGUGGGACACGCUGGCUUGUGCAGGAUCCACUAUAUCGAAUACCUAGUUCGAAAGAUCCGGGAGACCCAACUGGAACCGCUUCCCUUGUUAAACGUAGACGAUCUCGAGACUUGCGUGAAACGUGCGGGGAUCAAAUUGCCCCCGAAUUGGCAGCACUACAUUGAGUACUUGGCGGGCCUGGUACUGAAGGGCAAGCUGGAUCCCGUGGCGAUCUUUGACUUGAACGAUGCCAAGCAAGAGCUGCGCCGUCGGGGAAAAGUUCCCCCUGCGAAGGACCAGGAAAUGUCCGAGCGGGAUUAUCUCGAGGCGUGCAUUCAGGUUGUACGGAAGGAGAUUCCACUGGAGUGAUAAAUGGGUAAUAAUUAAUGAACGACAUUAUGUAAGUUCCGCUUCUGAUACGUCAUGUAUAGUGUAUUUAUUUUAUCAUAUGGACAGUGAUGUAGAGAGCAAUUAUUGACGAUUAAAGUAAACAAAGAUUGAAAA